Messenger RNA from Ipomoea nil (Japanese morning glory), 733 nucleotides. Its product is annotated as CST complex subunit TEN1. The transcript has 4 exons. Gene Ontology annotation, molecular function: telomeric repeat DNA binding; telomerase inhibitor activity; single-stranded DNA binding. NCBI's taxonomy places the organism in Eukaryota, Viridiplantae, Streptophyta, Magnoliopsida, Solanales, Convolvulaceae. The record is from RefSeq and is a predicted model, not a curated record. The coding region runs from base 149 to 523 and encodes 124 amino acids. Gene Ontology annotation, cellular component: CST complex. Gene Ontology annotation, biological process: negative regulation of telomere maintenance via telomerase.
GCCCAGACCACGGCGGUUCCCGGCCCAUCGGAGUCACAACGUUAUCACCUCCACUUCCCGAUUCUCCGGUCUGCUACGUCGUAUAUCACCGUGCACCUCUGCCUGCCUACUCCUUUCUGGUUUUUCUUUUAGCCAUCGCAAUUGAAGAAUGGCGGCAUCUGCAAUCAGAGCAGGUGCUUUGGUGACUCUACAAGAGCUGAAUCCUUCAUCGCCCUUCUUUAAGCAAGGGGCAUCACUCAGAGUCACUGGAAAGCUUGAAGAGUAUAAUGUGGAGACAGAUUCUGCAGUAAUUUCCAAUGGGAAUGCUUCGUUAAGGAUUGACACAGAGCGCUUGAAUAUCAGCAUUCGCCCUGGCUCCAUCUACCAGUUCAUUGGAGAACUGCAUAUUGGACCCAGUGAUGAGGCGAUCUUGAAGGCACGAGUAGGGAGAAAUGUGGAUGGCAUGGACCUCAAUCUCUAUCAUCAGUCACUGCAACUCUUGAGAAACUUUGUAGAUGAACAAACUAAUAGCCGCACAGAAUAGAGUAGACGGAGUAGUAUUCUUCUUACUAAGUAAAUGAUGAAAAUGUGGCUCAAAGGCCUAGUAAUGGUGACAAGUAUCAUUUCAUUUCGUGCUUUCUAGAAAUCAGGUAGAUGUCUUGCUUAAAAAACAAUGGCUUUUCAGAAACAGAUUGUCAAUUUUCGUUAGGCUCGUGGAUGUUUUUAAGUUGAAUGGAUGCUAGAUGAUAUAUCA